Messenger RNA from Jatropha curcas, 2296 nucleotides. The record is from RefSeq and is a predicted model, not a curated record. NCBI's taxonomy places the organism in Eukaryota, Viridiplantae, Streptophyta, Magnoliopsida, Malpighiales, Euphorbiaceae.
UGUGUCAUGUUCUGCGAAAUUCCAUAGUUGGCAGGGCAGAAUUUAGAGGGAAAAGAACUUGAAGAAUUAGGUGUGGAUGACGAGGGUGCAGGUGGAUUACCAGCAAAAUCAACUCCUCAUAUGUUCUGUAAAACACUCACAGCUUCUGAUACUAGCACCCAUGGAGGAUUCUCUGUUCCCCGUAGAGCUGCUGAAGACUGUUUCCCUCCUCUAGAUUACAAACAGCAGAGACCCUCUCAAGAGCUUGUAGCCAAAGACUUGCAUGGAGUAGAAUGGAGAUUUCGACAUAUUUAUAGAGGUCAACCGAGAAGGCAUCUGCUUACUACGGGGUGGAGUAUUUUUGUGAGUCAAAAGAAUCUUGUUUCAGGGGAUGCGGUGCUAUUUCUAAGGGGUGAAGAUGGAGAGCUGAGGUUGGGGAUUAGAAGAGCUGCUCGACCAAGAAAUGGUCUUCCUGAUUCAGUUAUUGGCAAGCACAAUUCAUAUCCCAGUAUACUUUCUCUAGCGGCUAAUGCAAUAUCCACAAAGAGCAUGUUUAACGUCUUAUACAGUCCAAGGGCCAGUCAUGCAGAGUUUGUUGUACCUUGCAAGAAAUACAUGAAAAGCAUCAUGAAUCCUGUGUGCAUCGGUACAAGAUUCAAAAUGAGAUUUGAAAUGGAUGAUUCUCCAGACAGAAGGUGCAGUGGUGUUGUAACUGGCAUUAGUGAUUUGGAUCCUUAUAGAUGGCCCAACUCCAAAUGGAGAUGCUUAAUGGUGAGGUGGGACGAAGAUAUUGCUAGUGAUCAUCAAGAACGAGUUUCCCCGUGGGAGAUUGAUCCUUCUGUUUCACUUCCACCCUUGAGCAUUCAGUCCUCCCCAAGGCUGAAGAAACUGAGGACUGGUCUGCCAGCAACCCCACCUGAUAACCCCAUCACCGGAGGUGGUGGGCUUUUAGACUUUGAGGAGUCUGGAAGACCCUCUAAGGUCUUGCAAGGUCAAGAAAAUGUAGGUUUUGUAUCACCCCUAUAUGGAUGUGACACAUUAAACCGCCCGCCUGAUUUUGAGAUGCGAAAUCCAGCACAUCAAAAUCUGGUGUCAAAUGGAAGAGAAAAGGCUAAUAUCAGCGAGAUAACAAGGGCUCGCUCCACUACUUACACAGGCUUUGCGGAAACUGACAGGUUUCCGAAGGUCUUGCAAGGUCAAGAAAUAUGCCCACUGAGAUCACUGACUGCAAAAGGUGAUUUCAAUCUGGGUGCUUGGGGCAAACCCAACAUAGGAUGUGGUUCUUUCAAUGUAUAUCAUGCACCAAGGCCCAAUUUCUACCCUCUAGCAGCAGAAAACCUCCAAAAUAUGUAUUUUCCUUAUGGUGGUCUUUACAAAACUAGCCAAGAUCCAAGAAUGCGCUCAUAUGCCACCGACUUCCCAAGAGAAAAUUUCCAGUUCGGAGCACCUUCCAUUCAGACUAGUGUUGCUAGGGAUGAAGUUGGAAAACCAAAUAAAUCAAAUGAGCACAAGUCACAGGAAACUAUUUCUGCUUCACCAACUAUAGGUGUAAAUCUAAUGAAUCAAAAGGACAACUCUUUUAACAGGGCUGGUGGUGGCUGCAAGCUAUUUGGUUUCUCCUUGACUGCAGAUUCACCUGCUCCAAACUCACAAAACUCUGGUAAGCGGAGUUGUACAAAGGUUCACAAGCAAGGCAGCUUGGUUGGAAGAGCUAUUGAUCUCUCAAGACUGAAUGGCUAUGGUGACCUCUUGAGUGAACUAGAGCGACUAUUUAGCAUGGAAGGCCUCCUUCGAGAUCCUAACAAAGGAUGGCGGAUCUUGUAUACUGACAGUGAGAAUGAUGUAAUGGUUGUUGGUGACGACCCGUGGCAUGAGUUCUGUAAUGUGGUAUCCAAAAUCCAUAUAUAUACUCAAGAAGAAGUGGAGAAGAUGACCAUUGGAGUAAUUGGUGAUGAUACUCAAAGCUGUUUGGAUCAAGCACCUGUUCUAAUGGAGGCAUCAAAAUCUUCGUCAGUCGGCCAGCCAGAUUCUUCGCCACAGUAAGAAGGGUUAUAUAUAUGUGUGUGUGUUUGUGUGCCCGUAUUUGCUUUGAGUACUAUGCUCGCUUUGUUCGUGGACUUACUAUUAAAACCUGAACCUAACUAGUUAUGUAUCUUUUCAUAAUUUAAGUCGCAAGUCUAAUGAUUGUCUUUAUUAGUGGAACAUAUUGAUGCUCAGAAGCCUACUGUCGUGCCUUUAAUGGCAUUAGACAUGUAUAAUGAUAAAUAUGUAGUGUGUCAAAUUGUUUGAAGUUAGCGCUUUCAUCUUUUCAACUCAA